Molecule: messenger RNA, 912 nt
Organism: Penicillium mononematosum
Lineage: Eukaryota; Fungi; Ascomycota; Eurotiomycetes; Eurotiales; Aspergillaceae
Exons: 1
Coding region: 1-912 (303 amino acids)
Source: RefSeq, a predicted model, not a curated record
AUGGAUCAAACAUUCCAUGACAGCUUCCGGUGGCUCGACGAGGAUGGCGAUCUUGACUUGUCUCUCGAUGAAUACCACGCUCAUGUGGCAGACGCUGCCACGAAAAAGAGAACCCGCCCCUCUUUCCGCCGCUCCUUAUCCUUUUCCAACCACCUUCGCAAAACAUUAGAAAUUACACCCACUUCAACUCGAGGACUCCCGCCUGUCAGUCAAUCGCAACCUCUAACCCCUCUCUCCAACCGGACUCCCGAAUCGCGCCCAUCAUCCAACCACCGAUUCCAACAUGCCCCCAAAUCUUCCACCUCGAGCAUCGACCCCUGCGCACAAUACUACCAAGACCCCGAUGCCCGUUUAAAAUUGCGCGUGUACCUGGCAUCCCCACAAAAGUUCGACGAAGCCAUUGAAUUUGGAUUUCCCUCGCUGGAUCAAAACAAUAAGGAGAAUAUCGGCCCAGAACCAACCACACCAAAACCAAGCUCACCAAAAUCCACCCUGGUUGACUGGGACUUUGGCACAUUCUUCGAAGAUGACGAUGGCACCAUGGUGGGGAGCCCAGGAGGAUCGGUGGAAAAUGAACCAAUCCGUUCGCCCGUGCUCACACAGCGGGACGCGCCCCGACCCUCCAUGGAAUCAUCAGCUCUUUUCCAGCGACGCCAAUCCUGGCUGCCUGGGGCCAAGGGAGUCCCACAACGACUUCCGGGAAACCGCGAGAUGACUCUCAAAAUGACCCUUACUCGGCCUGAUCUCCGCACUGACUCUCCCACACCUCCUGCUUCUUCCAAAGAAAAGGAAGAUCCCUUGCGAUUGGCUGAACUUCCACCCGCGGACCGCAGCCAGUCGAUCUGGGACUCGGACUUGGAUGAGCGAGGUGUGGUGAAGAAGAUGUGGCGCAAGCUCCGACGCCGAGUUUGA